Messenger RNA from Podarcis muralis (Common wall lizard), 5347 nucleotides. It is a transcript of the gene AMMECR1, whose product is annotated as AMMECR nuclear protein 1. Gene Ontology annotation, cellular component: nucleus. Lineage: Eukaryota; Metazoa; Chordata; Lepidosauria; Squamata; Lacertidae. The record is from RefSeq and is a predicted model, not a curated record.
CCGGCCGGCGGAGCGGCCCCCCCGCCAUGGGUCGGAAGCGCUGCGUGGGGGGAGACGGCUCCAAGAUGGCGGCGGGUUGCUGCGGGGUGAAGAAGCAGAAGCUCUCCAGCUCCCCUCCGUCGGGCUCGGCCGGCCCGGGCAGCGGGCGGCGGCAGCUCGCACUGCGGCGGGGCGGCGGCGGCGCGGGGUCCGGGGGAGGCUGCGGCGAGCCGGGGUCCCUUCCUGCGCUGCCGGGGGGCGCCCCCCGCCUCAACGGCCUCGGGGGGCUGGCGGGGGGCUCCCCCGGCUGCGCCCUCUCCCCGCCGCUGCCGCCCAGCUGCGGCGCGGGACCAGGAGGCCUCUCCGCGCCGGCCGCCGCCUCGCUCCUCUCCUCGCCCGGGGUCGGGCCCGGCGGCUGCAGGAAGAUGGUGGUGUCGGCCGAGAUGUGCUGCUUCUGCUUCGACGUGCUCUACUGUCACCUGUACGGCUACCAGCCCCCGCGGAGCCCCCGCUUCACCAACGACCCUUACCCACUCUUUGUAACGUGGAAGAUUGGUCGAGACAAACGAUUGCGUGGAUGUAUAGGUACCUUUUCUGCCAUGAACCUGCAUUCAGGACUCAGGGAGUACACACUUACUAGUGCCCUUAAAGAUAGCCGAUUUCCCCCAAUGACGAGGGAUGAGCUGCCACGGCUUUUCUGCUCAGUGUCUCUACUUACUAAUUUUGAAGAUGUCUGUGAUUACUUGGACUGGGAGGUGGGUGUACAUGGUAUUAGAAUAGAAUUCAUCAAUGAAAAAGGAUCAAAACGCACCGCCACCUACUUACCGGAGGUUGCAAAGGAGCAAGGAUGGGACCAUAUUCAGACCAUAGAUUCCUUAUUGAGAAAAGGAGGCUACAAGGCUCCAAUUACAAAUGAUUUCAGGAAAACAAUAAAACUGACCAGGUACCGCAGUGAGAAGAUGACCAUGAGCUACACAGAAUACCUUGCUCACCGUCAGCAUCAUCACUUCCAGAAUGGCAUUGGGCACCCCCUCCCACCAUACAACCAUUAUUCCUGACACUGAGCCGCAUGACCAGUCCCUGGACUUCUCUGCAGACCUCUUCCCAGGAGACCCCACUCCCUCUUGGUCUAGCUAUCUCUAUUACUGUACAAUUUUAUGAUGAUAGUUUCCGUUGCCAUGAUGGCGCUUCUCCACAGCAGGUUAAGUUCAUCAUGGCAACGGAUGGAAACGCUGCAUCAUUACAAAGAGCCCCUUCACUCUCUUUUUACAAAAUCCUUACUUUGGCUAGUAUAUAGACCUUUUGGGAUUCUUUUGAUAUAAAACCUUAAAAUUCUAACUUCAUUAACAUUGAAUUAUAUCAGUCAAGUUUCUCUGUAAGACUGUGGAUGGAAGGAAAGAGUAUAAUGCUUAAAGGGCUUGGAUUAGAGAAUACAAGCAUGAUUAGCUGCUCAUAAAAACAAAAUAUACAAGAUUUAGGUCAGAAACUUAGACUAUGAAGGAGGCCUGAGUAGGACUAACUGUACAAUCCUCAAUGUUCCUAUAAACUUGUUUUGAUUUCAUGUAAGUAAAUAUGUGAGCCUCAGAUUCUUCUGAUAAUCCUAGGAGAGGCAGAUUUUGAGAUGAAUUGCUUGAUUAUGAAUAGAAGGCAGCUAUGGUUUUUGCAUGGUAUACAAUGAUCAUAUAGGAAGAAUUUUAUUGCAAAACCAGUUCAGGCUAUAUUGGCCAAUGCAUUUGCCAUUUUAAUUGCUGCACAUCUAGGAAGGCGGUGUGCCACCUUUUUACUCAUGGGACUCAAGGCCUUCACAGGCCCCAUGUAUAGCAAGGUGGCUUGUGCAUGAGUGACUGUUUGCACCAAUGCCAUUCUAAGACUUCAAGGAUAGAAGCUGCUUUUGUGCUGAAGCCGUUGGCAUGUAGCAGCUGUCGUAUAAGGAAGUCAAUGGAUUUAGGUAUUAGUGCCUUUGACAAGGAUGCAAGUUAUCAAAAUAAUGGGGGGGGCAUAGGGAUAAACUGGAGAAAAGAUGGCUAUAUUGAACUCCUUUCUCUAUUGAGAGUUGGUGAGGAAUGAAAUUAGUUCGAGAGCAGAAAUCGGUUUUCUUCUCUCUCUUCCCAACAUAUUCCAGUUGCCUGGAGUUUGUUACAAUCAACCAAACGCAAUUACUGUUUUAAGUAGUCAUGGUGGUGGAUAUGAAAAAUGCGUUUGGAUUUAAUGAGUCAUCUGAAUGGUUCUGAGCCGGAGGGAUCAGUCCUGUGGCAAUGACUGUCUUUCUGUCCUAUGUGAAAGGGGCUGAAAGAGUUAUUGUCUUGAUCAGACUCUAGCAAUGAGGAAGAGAGACAGGGAAAAGGCGUUCAUGAAGUUGGAAGCUGUUAGUAGUUUGGGACUCACCUUAUUUAAUGUACUGACAGAACUCUCGUGGACAGUGAUGAAGUGUAUAUUCAAGGGGAUAGGCUCUUUGCUAAACAGCCCUGUGAUCUUAAGAAGAAAAGUGAGAUAUAAAUUUAAUAAAUAACAAUAAUAAAUUUUGGAGGAACCAAAUACAUUUUCACAGGAAUCCCAGCAUAUUUCAUUCACUAGAUGUGGAGUUCAUAUGCAUACCUGUAGGAGGAUAGAUGAGUGUGGGCAAAACCAAACACUAUUAAAUGUCAAGCAGCUGGUUAAGAAUCCUCAAAUGUACUCUUAAUUCUCAUACGUACAGAGAGGCAAGCAGAGGGUGGCUCUCACAUUAACAGGGAAGCUAGCAGAGAAAGUUCUCACAGGGAAUGCUGUCAUUUCCUUCAUCCACAGCAUUUGAUGUCCAAAUAUUAACUUUCUGUUUUAAUGCCUUAAUUUUAAGUGAGCAGAAGGCCUGAAAACACAAGUAGCCAACAGAUGUCUGGCAGACAUUGCAGGUCAGGAAAAGAACUGGCCAUUGCUUCUGUUGAAGUUAUGUGGGGACCCUUUCCAUUUGGGUGUUGGAAAGCAGAUUCACCUUGAAACAACAGGUAUCAACAAGUGGCUUUCUGAAUGCAACUUUUUCAUUCUUGCCCUUUAAAGGGAAACUUGAGCACAAGCUGAAAAAAAUAUUAUCUGCUGCAAAACAUUUGAAAAAUCAGCCAUGGCCACCCAAUCCCAUCUUUCCUCUGUUAUCUCAUUACAGCUCAUGCUUCUGGGUGAGCUCAUUGUUAGAAGUUUUUUAAAAAGAUCUAUUAUAUAUAUAUAAAUAUAUGUGUAUUUAAAGGUGCUAAUCAACCUUGAGCAGGUCACGUGACUGGUCAUGCGGACUCGGAAAUCAUAUCAGAUUUUUUUAGAAAAAAAAAUCCUCAAUAUAUGCAGAUGUUAUACAGAAUUUCUUACCAGUGUAAUAAUGAAAUACUGAUUUAAAUAAAAUAUCCUGCAGGGUUUGAAGGACGAGGUCAGCAAUACUUCCCACCAUGGCUUGGGGGAGGAAAAAGGAUCAUUUUGUCUCCUUUUUUGUACACAGUGUAAUGCACAAUGCAUAUUUGUCUAUGUUUCAGUAGCUGUUGCUUGGGAAAUUAAAACAAGUUCAAAGGGUUAUUACAAACUGGAAAGGUGUGCUUUAAAAAAAACAUGAAAAACCUCCAGACCCUUCUGAGCCUAUCUUGCAUAUGUUCAUUUAGGAAGAAUUCUUGCUUGGCAUGUUGUGAGACAGAAGCUUCAGCAAAUGUUCUGUUUUUACAUAUAGAUGAAUCCGUUUCUUGCUGACAUUUUUUCCUGGCACUUACCUCUUGAGCAUGGAAGUGCCAACGACACAAAGGAUUAUGUUUCUUAUGUAAUUGUAGGUUUAUUCGUACAAAACAUGAUGUACUUCACAGGAACAUAGUAGCUCUGUUUGCUGAAAACAAAUCAAGGAAAAAACAAGGCUUGAAAUAUGCCUUGUGGUUUGUUCCUAAAUAUGCAAAUUGAAAUUGGAGCAUUUUGUGUUGAUUUUGAAAAUCCCAGACAGAUUUCUCACCUUCCUGUCAAUAUUGAUCACUGAGCUUUGGGCAAGCAUUGAUCAGUUACUUUUGCCUUAUUUCAUUCCAAAAGGCGCUUUUGUUCUAGCUUUAAAAGUUUGCUUCCUGCACCCGUGUGGUAUGAGGCAGUUCCAGAACAAGUCUCUCCGGUUAUGCUGAAGGAGAGUUGCGUCCCUGAGCUGCACACACACAACAUACACCGUUACCAGUAGCUGGAAGAGUCUUGUGCAGUCUUGCAUCGUUGCCACUUUCCCGCCGGGGCCACAGCAGGCUCCGGUGGGAUGGGAGGUGCUUUGCACCAACCGCAACACAAUUGUCAGCUGGAACCACCGGGCCACACCACACACCCCAAUGCGUAUGUAUCUCAACCUUUUCACUUGUCUUCAACUGUGCAGGUUCUUGAAACUGUUGCCUGGAGUAGAUUACAUCUCUUGUGUGUUGGAUCGAACCAAAGAAUCCUCCAGCCAAGCCUAAAUGCUGCUCCUAAAAAAUAAAAUAAAAAAGCCUGCCUUCCAGUCCUUCCAAAAUCCCUGCAGGAUGAAAUGGGUUAACUUUUUUUUAUUUUUGUACAGUUUCUUAACUGAUUUUUUGCUAGUGAUGUUAAUUGAAUUAAGUUUCGAGGAGCCUAAGCGACUCCUCCAAUGAAAUAAAACUGGUGACUUUUUGUGUUUUAAAUAAAAUAAUAUAGAAACCCGAAGUGUGCCUCUCAGAUUUUAAGGGUUUCUGGUUACAUUUAUUAAGACCAGCAAUGAUUAUUCUUUAUAUACAAAGAUAUGGGUUUUUUUCCUUGUUUUUUUUAUUACUGUUUCAGAAGAAGACUAAAAAAAAUGAAUAAAAAAAAAUACCUUCCUUUUGCUCUGGAUCCAGUAACUUUGCUGGUACACAAAUGCACUGAGAACAAAAGAACUUUUGUAACAACUUAUGACUGUUUUGUAUAUCAAAGUUGAUUCUUUUCAAAAGAUUGGAUCUAGUUUCUAAGUUAUUUUCGUGUUUUAUAUGUUACAAGAAUUAAUGGUUCACCAGCAUAAUGAGUUCUUUAAUGCAACAAGGUGACACAAAUGGGCAAAAAAAGAAAAGCUGCCUGGAGUAGCUUAAAGGCCCCUAUUUUUUUCCUUCCUUAGUAACUUGACUAUUGAUUACAAUAUUAUCACAGAUUACCACAAACCUCCUACCAUUUAAACUAGAUCCUUCCAUGUUUAUUUGCUAUUAGUGUGAAGAUACUGUUGAAUAAAAUGGGCAUUUUUAUAAGUAUGGCUUAAAGGUAAAAAUGAGGAAAAAGGAAAAAAAAAUAUCUAGAAGGUAAUUUGUGGGUCUGUGAGAUAAUGGCUGUGGAAAGAUAUUGUAGUAGUUUUAACACUAUUGUUAUUACCUUUUAAAUCAUUUACCCAAUAAAAAUAAGCAGAAAAAGAAAAUAA